AUGAAAAUAUCGUGGCUCAUAGCGCUCUGCGCUAUUGCCUCGUUUACAGUAAUCGAGGCAAUACCUUGGUGCACUACGUGUGAAGACGAAGGCAGUGGCUAUGAAGAAGAUAGUAACGAUGGUAACGAUGGGAUGUAUGCAGGAGUGCAAAUUGAACCGAUUGACCGGUUAAGUGGUGGAAGAGGUGGGCAAGGUGGCAGCUAUGGCCAUCGCGGCUAUGGUGGUAGUGGUUAUGGCAAUGGUGGCUAUGGUGGUGGUGGCAAUGGAGGCUAUGGUGGUGGUGGCAAUGGAGGAAACGGUAUUGGCGGAGACGGCUAUGGCAGUGACGGCAAUCGCGGUAACGGUAUAGGCGGAGAUGGCUAUGGUGGCAUAAAUGGCGGUGACGGUAGAGGCGGAAACGGCUACGGCGGAGACGGCAAUGGCGGAGACGGCUAUGGCGGAGACGGUUAUGGCGGUGGCGGCAGAGGUGGUGGUAAUCACGGUGGCGGCUAUGGAGGCGGUGGUAAUAGCGGUGGCGGCUAUGGUGGUGGUGGCAAUGGUGGUAACGGUAUGGGCGGAGAUGGCUAUGGUGGCAUGAAUGGCGGUGACGGCAAUGGUGGAGACGGCUACGGCGGAGACGGCAAUGGUGGAAAUGGCUACGGCGGAGAUGGUUAUGGCGGAGACGGUUACGGCGGUGGGGUUAGAGGCGGUGGGGGCAGAGGCGGUGGGGGCAGAGGCGGUGGGGGCAGAGGCGGUGGGGGCACAGGCGGUGGGGGCAGAGGCGGUGGGGGCAGAGGCGGUGGGGGUAGAGGCGGUGGGGGCAGAGGUGGUGGUGGCGGCAGUGGUGGUAACGGUAUAGGCGGAGAUGGCUAUGGUGGCAUGAAUGGCGGUGACGGUAGAGGCGGAAACGGCUACGGCGGAGACGGCAAUGGCGGAGACGGCUACGGCGGAGACGGUUAUGGCGGUGGCGGCAGAGGCGGUGACGGCAGAGGUGGUGGUAAUCACGGUGGCGGCUAUGGCGGCGGUGGCAAUGGCGGUGGCGGCUAUGGCGGUGGCGGUAAUGGCGGUGACGGCAGAGGCGGUGGUGGCUACAAAGGUGGCAACCGUGGAAGUGGCAGCUAUGGAAGUGGCAACCCUGGGGGUCGUGGUGGCUAUGGAGGCAUAAAAAGACGUUGCAAUCUGUAUGCUCCAUCAUUUCUUGACGAUCUCUCGCCAAUUGUUGAACAAAAAUUUGAAAUGAAAGUAUCCGUGCUCGUCGCGCUCUGCGCUAUUGCCUUGUUUACAAUAACCGAGGCAAAACCGUGGUCCACUCCAUGUGACGACGAUACGAGUAGUUGCAAUGAAGAAAGUACUACCGAUGGUACGGAUCAAAUUGAUGUUGAUGAUGAGGUAGAACUUGAAGACCGUUUUGGUGGUGGAAGAGGUAGACGUGGCGGUAGGCGUGGCGGUAGGCGUGGCUUUAGACCCGGGAGCGGCUACGGCGGAGACGGCCAUGGCGGCUUUGGCGGUGACGGUAUUGGCGGAAACGGUUAUGGCGGCUUUGGCGGUGACGGUAUUGGCGGAAACGGUUAUGGCGGUUUUGGCGGUGUCGGCAGAGGCGGAGACGGCUAUGGCGGUGGCGCCUUUGGCUUUCCCAUAAAAAGAUGUUGUAAUCUAUAUGCUCCAUCACUUCUUGAGGAUCUCUCCCCAAUUGUUGAAGAAGAAUUUGAAAUGAAAACAUUAUGGUUCGUCGCGCUCUGCGCUAUUGCCUUGUUUACAAUAAUCGAGGCAAAACCUUGUAAUGAUGGCAUGGACCAAGGGGUGGAAUUUGAAGACCGUUUUGGUGGUGGAAUAUACAAUUAUAGAGGUGGCAGCUAUGGCGAUCGCGGCUAUGACGAUAGUGGUUACGGCGAUAGUGCUUAUGGCGAUAGUGGUGGCGGUUAUGGCAAUGGUGGUGGCGGUUAUGGCGAUGGUGCUGGCGGCUAUGGUGUAGAUACCAAUGGAGGAAACGGUAUUGAUGGAAAUGGCUAUGGCGGAUACGGUUAUCGCCAAGACGGCUAUACCGGAGAUGGCUAUGACGGAGACGGCUAUGGUGGUGACGACAUAGUCGGAGACAGCUACGAUAGAGACGGCUACGGUGGAGAAAGCUAUAUAAGUGCUGGUAAUUUCCCUGACGUCUAUGGAUUAAGUGGUAAUCGCGGAAGCGUAUAUAAAGACGGUCGUGGUGGCGGUGGUGGCGGCGGCCGCGGAGGUGGCGGCCGUAGAGGUCAUGAUGUCUUUGAAAGAAUAAAAAGACUUUGUAAUCUGUAUGCUCCAUCAUUUCUUGACGAUUUCUCGCCAAACGUUGAAGAAGAAUUUGAAAUGAAAAUAUCAUGGCUCGUUGCGCUCUGCGCUAUUGCCUUGUUUACAAUAAUCGAGGCAAAACCUAGAGGUAGGCAAGGUGGCAGCUUUGGCGAUCGCGGCUAUGGUGGUAGUGGUUAUGGCAAUGGCGGCUAUGGUGGUGGCGGAUAUGGCGGUGGUGACAAUGGUGGAAAUGGUAUUGGCGGAGAUGGCUAUGGCAGUGAUGGCAACGGCGGUAACGGUAUAGGCGGAGAUGGCUAUGGUGGCAUUAAUGGUGGUGACGGUAGAGGAGGAAACGGCUACGGCGGAGACGGUUAUGGUGGAAUUGGCUACGGCGGAGACGGCUAUGGCGGCGAUGGCUAUGGCGGUGACGGCAGAGGCGGUAACGGCAGAGGUGGUGGCAAUGGAGGUGGUGGCUAUGGAGGUGGUGGCUAUGGAGGUGGUGGUUAUGGAGGUGGUGGCUAUGGAGGUGGUGGCUAUGGAGGUGGUAGUAAUGGCGGUGGCGGCAAUGGAGGUGGCGGCUAUGACUCUCCGUGC
This is a messenger RNA of Brenthis ino (lesser marbled fritillary), 2835 nucleotides long. The record is from the annotation of a GenBank genome assembly. Lineage: Eukaryota; Metazoa; Arthropoda; Insecta; Lepidoptera; Nymphalidae.